This is a messenger RNA of Brassica oleracea var. oleracea, 1283 nucleotides long. Its product is annotated as ubiquitin-conjugating enzyme E2 32. Lineage: Eukaryota; Viridiplantae; Streptophyta; Magnoliopsida; Brassicales; Brassicaceae. The record is from RefSeq and is a predicted model, not a curated record. The coding region runs from base 117 to 1043 and encodes 308 amino acids. The transcript has 5 exons.
UAUUUUGAGUUGUCUCUCUCACCGCAACGCAAUCUACUCCUCACCUUUGCGUGUUUUAGUUUAAAUACGGAUCCGGACUCCGACGGCGGAUUACAUUUGCCGGUGAGAUCUAGAAGAUGGCGGAUGAGAAGUAUAACCGAAAGAAUCCGGCGGUGAAGAGGAUUCUGCAGGAGGUUAAGGAGAUGCAAGCUAAUCCAUCUGAUGAUUUCAUGUCUCUCCCCCUUGAGGAGAACAUCUUUGAGUGGCAAUUCGCCAUCAGGGGACCUGCUGACACUGAAUUUGAAGGCGGGAUUUAUCAUGGGAGGAUUCAGCUGCCUGCAGAUUACCCUUUCAAACCUCCUUCCUUCAUGCUAUUGACUCCUAACGGUCGGUUUGAAACCAAUACGAAGAUUUGCUUGAGCAUUUCGAAUUACCAUCCCGAGCACUGGCAACCUUCUUGGAGUGUUCGCACUGCGUUGGUGGCUCUCAUUGCCUUCAUGCCUACUAGCCCCAACGGAGCACUGGGCUCAGUAGAGUAUCCAAAAGAAGAGAGGCGUACGCUAGCCAUUAAAUCACGUGAGGCACCACCCAAGUAUGGCUCUCCUGAACGUCAGAAAGUUAUAGAUGAGAUUCAUCACUACAUCCUUAGCAAAGCGACCGUGGUUUCAAAACCUCUUCCUCUGGCAUGUAACCAAACUGCUUCCACUGAAUCGGUAGCUCAUUCCCAAACUGAGCCACAGGAAGCUAUAACAGUAGUGGAAGAACCAUCCAUCGUCACAGUAGACACCAUAGCUGAUGAUCAAAUUAUCGAAGAAGCAGCUGAAGCAGUCCCCACAACAGCUAAUGUCAGUCCCACAGCAGGAGGGUUAGCGACAGUUGAGGUUGCGGCAAAAGCUUCUGGAAGUGGUGAGCAAACAAUGAUCAGAAGAGCGGCUCAGAAGCCGGUGGACGACAGGCUGUUCACGUUGGCUGCGGUUGGGCUCACAAUCGCAAUCAUGGUUCUUCUCCUGAAGAAGUUCAUAAGGUCAAGUGGUUAUGGUACUGGCUUUAUGGACGAGUCUUGAACAUCGUCCAUGCAAAGCCAAACCAGACGGUAAAAAAAGUCAAGGCUGAUCGAUGAAUGAAAUGUGUGAAAAGUCGAUGCUGCUUAUGGCGUUUGUUGGUCGUUUGGUAUAUGAAUAUGAUUAAAGUGCAUAUAAAAUAGGGUAAAUAAUUAUGUGUGACAUUGUCUUGCAACUUAUUUGGUAUAUUCGAUUAUAGCCUGUGACCAAGUUAGCAACAAUAUUGUAUUUUGGAUUUGAAUA